GAAAGCUUUUCUGCAAAAGUAUCAAAAACAAGCUUCUGCAAGAAGACAUGGAGCGCACAACUUUAUUUGCUCCAUCUCAGACUUGGAAAGGCCCCAACGUUUCAACAUUUUCCUCUGAGUGGGAUGACUCCUUGAACUCCUACCUUCUGGCACCUGAUGUUAUCAAACCCCCACCACAAUUUCAGGAUCCAGUGGAACCCUGCCAGUCACCACCAACCAGCUCCAGUGCAAUUAGAAGAAGAGAUAAAGCAACGGUUAGGACAGGUACCAAGCCAAAGGAUCGCAAAAGCAGACCUGCCAGCGCCGUCGAGCCCCACAAACGUUCACUGUCCCUUUCCACGGCCGUGAACUCCAACCCAGUUGGAACACGGCGUCGGUGUGAGAGCUAUGCUCUGUCAUAUUCCAGCAGCAGCUCGGACGACAGUGGCAGUGAUAGCACCUCUGUAAAGAAAGGAGAUCACAUUCCUGGUGCAGUGCCUCAGCGCAGGGCUCGCAGCAUCGUUUUGAAAAAGGCAAAAAGGAAACCAUCACCACCUGUACGGACAGUGUCUUUGAACAGACUUGCAGAUUCGAAGCUUCCAGAACGCAGAACACAAAGCCUGUACAUUCCCAAUGAUGGUCAGAGUGCCAUGCUCCUUCCUGACCUUAUUCCAUCAAGUCAAAAGAAAGCUGGUGAUUCAGAGUUGACCACAAUCAGCUCUGAAGCACCAGAAAAGGUUCCAGUGAAUCAGCCCCAUUUCAGUCACAGAUCGCAAAAAGACUUAAGGUUUGUUGAUCCAUGCAAGUCUAGCACAAGCUCCUCUGGAGAAACUCCUGGAAAUGAAGCUACAAAAGUCUCUAGUAAUUCCGACUGCAAUAACUCCCCAUCGUCCUCUCGAUCGUCUCCCUCUCAACGCUCCAUCUCGUCCCCUACCAAACCACCAGGUUCAGCCUCUCCCUCCAGUGGUUACUCAAGCCAGUGCGAGACACCCACUCAGUCAACCUCUAUUACAACCGGACCUUCUUCACUUGGCUGCAGGAUGCGUCAAAAACCUCCUAGUGCCAGGAACUGCAGAUCAAGAUUAUCCCUGCAGUUACCAGAAAUGCAAGCUUCUAGCUCUAAUCCUGAACCCUCCACUGACCUGCCAAAACCGAAUCGUCGUUAUUCCGAUGCCUCAAGACCUAAGCAGAGACUGAGCAACAGCAUACUGGCAAUGCCUAUGGUGACUCUGGAAGACCUGAACAAUGUGCGCUUACGUUCAGUCAGUAGUUCUGAACUGGACUCUGCAGCAGGAAUGGUCUCUGGGGUCAUCGAGGAGGAGAACGAACAAGAUGCUAGCUCGGUUGCAUCUCAGAACAGUCCAAAAACUAAACCCCCAGUUGCACCCAAGCCAGCUAAACGGCCAACUAAUGCUCUCCCAGCAACUGAUUUUGGCACAGCUACUGCUACAGAUCCACUGGUACGAAAUCCAAAUUACAAACAAGAAAGCAUUUACUCAACGGUAAACAAAAUCAAGUCUACCAUUGUUCUUCCUGCCAGAAGUGACCAUGAGCAAGGGAAGGAGCAUAUAAAGGAGACCAGACGCUCACAAUUCCAGUGCGGUACUGGGGUGGUUACAAAUGUUCAGACCUUCAACACUGCCACUGAUGGAAACCCAUGUGAAUCACAUAAGACUAGAAAAGCACAAGGUCCCCCAGUUUCAAAAAGACCAAACAUGGUCUAUUUAUGUGAUAACACUAGACUGAAGAAGUCCGACAAGCAUAUCCAGUCACCUCACAGUUCUCAACAAGAAUACCAUGUGACAGUGUAUGGGCUUAUUCCAACAAAUGUACAUGCUGGUGACAAUAAACAAACAAAUGCAUCCAAUAUACCUGAUCAUGAAUGGUAUGAUAAAGAGGAGGGGCAAAUGCCAGACAUUGGUGCAUUACAGUUGGUAAAUGAAGAGGAUGAGGUUUUUCUUCAGCAGCCAGAACCUCACACAACAGAAGACUUGUUCACCAUCAUUCACAGGUCUAAAAGAAGACUUUUCGGUCGGAAAGACUCUUUCGAUAACAAGCAAAGUGACUUUGGUACUCAAACACUUGGUGAUGUUUCUACGACUGGUUCCCAAAACGACAACUUCAUGGCUCUUCUGAGGAGGACAAGAAGUGCUAAGGCCAGCUGUGGGAGUCGAAUCUCAGCCACAGAGCUUUUGAGGAGCUCAAAACCUGCAGCUCCUGGAGCUGCGGAGUUAACCAGUUACAAAAAACACAACAUGAUGCAGUCACAUUGUCCAUGAGCUGUUGCUUUCGAUGUUGUUUUAGCUUUAAAAUUAUUUUACAUUAUUGCUUGUUUAAACUUGUGAACAGUUAACUUGUAAAUAUCUUAUGCUUUUUCAGUUGUCAGUUUAAUAUUUUUAACAAAUUAAUCUAUUGUUUUAACAAGUUCGGUAACUAAAUAAAAAGAUUAAAAUGCGUUAUAUGAAUAAAUCAUGUAAAAGAAAUUUAUAUUAUGUAAAUUGCAAAAAAAUACUUGUUAAAAUGAAUGCAGCAGAAGCUAGUUUUCAUCUAAAUGUUAGUUAUACUUUGUUAUACCAUUAGUUGUCUUGGAACUAGUUGUCUUCUACACUAAGUGAAUGUAAUAUUUAGUAAAACAGAAUAAUUAUGUUGUACU
This is a messenger RNA of Trichomycterus rosablanca, 2632 nucleotides long. RefSeq names its product NHS-like protein 2. Gene Ontology annotation, biological process: cell differentiation. The transcript has 3 exons. The record is from RefSeq and is a predicted model, not a curated record. Bases 48 to 2258 code for a protein of 736 amino acids. NCBI's taxonomy places the organism in Eukaryota, Metazoa, Chordata, Actinopteri, Siluriformes, Trichomycteridae.